Molecule: messenger RNA, 1251 nt
Organism: Olea europaea var. sylvestris
Lineage: Eukaryota; Viridiplantae; Streptophyta; Magnoliopsida; Lamiales; Oleaceae
Product: prohibitin-1, mitochondrial
Exons: 6
Coding region: 168-1040 (290 amino acids)
Biological process (GO): mitochondrion organization
Cellular component (GO): membrane; mitochondrion
Source: RefSeq, a predicted model, not a curated record
GAGAAGAAAAAAUAAAUAAAAAUGAGAAAAGAAAAAGCACUCCAAAAACCCUAAUGCGUUGUACCAAACCUCUAACCCCUUAAUUUAUCUCUAAACCCCUUAUUCCACUCUCCACAGAGUGUUCUUUGUCCUCUCGAUUUCCAUUAAAGUGUGCAGGGGCUUGGAAGAUGAAUAUGAACAAUGUCAAGGUUCCCAAGAUGCCUAGUGGCGGUGCUGCCUCCGCUUUAAUUAAGUUGGGUGUUAUUGCUGGUCUUGGUAUGUAUGGAGUUGCUAACAGUCUUUACAACGUUGAGGGUGGGCAUCGAGCAAUUGUGUUCAAUCGUGUCACUGGUGUGAAAGAGAAGGUUUAUCCUGAAGGGACACACUUGAUGGUUCCAUGGUUUGAAAGGCCAGUAAUUUAUGAUGUUCGUGCACGACCACAUUUAGUAGAGAGCACAUCAGGCAGUCGUGAUCUUCAGAUGGUAAAAAUUGGUCUACGGGUUCUCACUCGUCCUGUGCCUGACCAGUUACCCACUAUUUAUCGAACUCUUGGUGAAAACUACAAUGAGAGAGUCUUGCCCUCAAUAAUUCAUGAAACUUUGAAAGCUGUGGUUGCCCAGUACAAUGCUAGCCAGCUUAUCACCCAAAGAGAGGCUGUCAGUAGAGAAAUACGUAAAAUAUUGACUGAUAGAGCUGCCAACUUCAACAUUGCAUUGGAUGAUGUGUCCAUUACAACCCUGACUUUUGGAAGGGAAUUCACAGCUGCUAUUGAAGCUAAACAAGUAGCUGCACAAGAGGCUGAGAGAGCCAAGUUUGUGGUGGAAAAAGCUGAGCAAGACAAACAGAGUGCUAUAAUUAGGGCACAGGGUGAGGCCAAGAGUGCUCAGCUGAUCGGUCAAGCUAUUGCCAACAAUCCGGCAUUUAUUACUCUCCGGAGAAUUGAAGCAUCUAGAGAAAUCUCUCACACCAUUGCAAAUUCAAACAACAAAGUGUAUUUAAAUUCUGAUGAUCUGUUGCUGAACCUUCAGGAUCUGAACUUGGAGCGAGGUGGAAAGAAGUAACUGGAUAAUGGCUGAAUUAUUUUUUCCCUUCUGAAUUUAUAUUUUCUUCUCGAGCCAGUUUAGUGGUGGUAUCACUACAAGUUGGCUGUGAUCCAUCAAUGAAACUAAAAUAGUGGAUUGAAUUUUCUUAGGAAACUAUUUUCAUUGAAAAGGUGAAUCUUUAUUGAAGGUUUUGACAUUCUUAUGUUAAGGUUCUGAGAUUCACCCCAAA